Knipowitschia caucasica is the source of this 2139-nucleotide messenger RNA. The record is from the annotation of a GenBank genome assembly. Lineage: Eukaryota; Metazoa; Chordata; Actinopteri; Gobiiformes; Gobiidae.
AUGAAUGGCCAGGGGCAGAGUCCGGAGAGGAGCCACAGGAGAGGAAGUCCGCGUGAGCUGAUCUAUUUGAGACCUUGGCCCCAUAAGAAGAAGACAAUGUCAUCAACCGAGGAGCCCUCUGGCACAGUGCUGCACAGACUCAUUCAGGAGCAGCUCCGAUACGGAAACCCCACAGACACACGCACCUUACUGGCCAUCCAGCAGCAGGCCCUGCGCGGAGGCAGCAGCAGCGCACCAAGCAGUGGAGGCGACAUGGGCCGAAGCCCCCGUUCUUCUCUGGAGAGUCUCACUCAAGAGGAGCCCUUGUCCCCUCAGCUAUCAGCCCGUCAGGAGCCCCAGGGCCAGGAGCAUCAGGGGGACUACCAGCAUUCAGAAAGCACCUUCCAGCUCUAUCAGAUCCACGGUGAACAGCUGCCCACAUAUGACCAGGCCAAGGUGCACUCUCAGUACUUGGCCUCUCACUGGGAGUCCACAGAGCCUGUACCACAGCUCCACGAGGGGGUCUUCCACGCAGAGGCAGACCUCAUGGACCUCAAAUGCAGCCACGCUCGGUCUCUGAGCGAACAACACAUGCAAAUGUCUCUGGAGAGGAUUGACAUGGUCAAAGCAGAAGCACUCAAAAGCACUUCUCACAGUUACCCAGAGCUGCCUUACUAUAGCCCUCCAUGUCACGACAAACGCUGCCCACCUCCAGAGUACACAACCCCCAUUCAGGGCCAAGGAUUUAUUCCACAGCAAUUCCAAGAAGCAGUGCAAAGGUUUGAGCAGCCAGGUGAAGUGCCCUGCUACACCACAUUAAACAGUUUGCCACCUGCGGGUUUGGAGGAGCCUAACCAAGUGGAACUGUUGGUGAUGGAGAAUGAGAGGCUGAGGCAGGAGUUGGAAGUCCAUCGAGAGAAAGGAGGCCGUAUUCAAAAGUUGGAGCAGGAGAUCCAGCGCAUUUCUGAGGCUUAUGAAACCCUAAUGAAGGGUAGCACAAAGAGGGAAACUCUAGAGCAGACUUUAAGGAGAAGGCUGGUGUCUGAGGUCCGACGACUACAAGAUUUUAACAGAGACCUUAGAGAAAACUUGGAAAAUGCUCGAUCACACGUAGCAAAAGAAGCACAAGCCGCAGACCACAACCAGCACAUCAUGGCUAAACUCCUUGAACAAAAUGAGGAGCAGAACAGUGAACACGAGCGAAUUGAACGUGAGCUACAGCGUCUAAGGGUCACGGCAGAGGACCAGACGCAAAAGGCAAAGAGAUUGGAAGAAGCCUUGGAGACUGCAGUGGGCCGCGGGCGGCAGCUGGAAGAGGAGCUCCGGCGGAAACGAGCAUAUGUAGAGAAAGUAGAAAGACUGCAGAGCGCUCUAGCACAGCUGCAGUCCACCUGUGAGAAACGCGAGAGUCUGGAGAUGAAGCUGAGGACGCGACUAGAACAAGAGCUGCGCACCUUGAGGGCACAACAGAGGCAAAACCAGCCCCCAGGAACAACUAUGAGUUCUCUUCAAGAACGACUUCAGGAAAAGGAGGAGCGGAUUUUAGCCCUGGAGGCUGACAUGGUGCGCUGGGAGCAGAAGUACUUAGAGGAGAGCACUAUGCGGCAGUUUGCUAUGGAAGUGGCUGCCACUGCUGCUGCUCAGAGAGACACGACCAUCAUUAAUCACUCGCCCUGUCACUCUUCUAACAAUAGUUUCAACGAGGAUCUCCUGCCCUCCGACUUCAGGAAUCAAGAAAUGGAAAACAGGAUUCGGGCUCUUUAUGCUCAAAUUUUGGAAAAGGAUGCUGUAAUAAAAAUCCUGAACCAGCGGCUACACCAGGACCAUGGAAGAACAGAAGACAAUUCUGCAAAGCUCAUUGGUAAUGCGGGGGCACCUCUGCGACCGGCCUCCUCCACUCCUGUGAUCAGCACUGGCAGCAGCAGCAGCACUAAGAGCAGAGCAAAGAGUCUUUCAGAUGAUCAGACUUUGCCGAAUCGACAGUUUUCCGCACAAUCUGAACCGGGAACUCUGGAGCGACAUGUGAUGGGAACUAAAGCCAAACUGGCUUCAAGUCUGACUAAGCUAAACACUGAGAAGGCUGUGCCUAAAAAGUUGCUACUAAACCCAUUCAAAGGCUUGGAUGAAUUGGAGACUGAGGCCGUGGAAAUCUUUAUUUAA